Cyphomyrmex costatus is the source of this 1066-nucleotide messenger RNA. Its product is annotated as 8-oxo-dGDP phosphatase NUDT18. The record is from RefSeq and is a predicted model, not a curated record. Gene Ontology annotation, molecular function: 8-oxo-GDP phosphatase activity; 8-oxo-dGDP phosphatase activity. NCBI's taxonomy places the organism in Eukaryota, Metazoa, Arthropoda, Insecta, Hymenoptera, Formicidae. Bases 41 to 1066 code for a protein of 341 amino acids. The transcript is spliced from 4 exons.
UUAUCACCUAACGUAUAUUUACAAUCAAAUAUUGCUCCGUAUGCGACGCGACAGUAUUUUUAGUAUAUGUGUAUAUACAAUAUAUAACAUGUCAGAUCUUGUAGAGAAUCAAGUUCAAUUGCUGCUUGCCGGUCAAGCAUUAGAAAGUGACAUAUGCAAUGUACAUACUCUUGCAAGUGAUACAACAGGUUCAAAAUCAGGUCAAUUAACAGCACACAUUCCUAUUUGUCUGAAAACAGUGACGUACAUAGUUGCUGCUGUUGUCAUAAAUGAUCAAGGCGAAGUGUUAAUGAUGCAAGAAGCAAAAGUUUCUUGUACUGGAAAAUGGUACUUACCAGCCGGUAGAGUAGAGAAGAAUGAAAAUCUUAUAAGUGCUGUGAAGAGAGAAGUCUUAGAAGAGACAGGUCUGGUGAUAGAGCCAACAACUCUGAUAUUAGUAGAAUGCGCAAAUGGUACAUGGUUUCGUUUUGUUUUUACCGGGGAUAUAAUCGGCGGUACUCUAAAGACACCUGAUCAGGCAAAUGAGGAAUCGCUACAAGCAUGCUGGUUACGAAACAUAGAUGACUUGCCAUUAAGGUCUAACGAUAUAAUAUAUCUCUUAGACCGAGGCAAAAGUUACAUUUCAAAUAAAACUGUUCCCCAACAUCCUCAUUUGAUGCCUGUGACCAAAUCACACACGAAAUUAUCGUUGAGAUUAAUAGUUACAUCUAAGAAAAGAGCGACGAAUAGAUUACAUGUGUUAUCUGAUACUGAACAAUAUAAUCCACCAAUUUGUGAACUUAAUCCAAAUCGUAGUUUACUGUCUACUUUGCAUAGCUUCAUGACUGAAAUAUUUGGAAACGAUGUACCACAGCAUAAACCACACGGUUUAUUGUCUAUAGAAUUUAGCGGUGGACAAGAAGGUGAUGGUCUGUGCUUAACAUUACUGGUAUCCUUUAAGUUACCAUUGGAAGACGUGCCUAUAAUCGGGAAAUAUAUUUGGCACGAGCUUUCUGAAAAUGUAGCAGACUCUCUUGCAAUCCGUCUGCCACGAAACAUGACUGUCCCUUUGAAGGUCGUACGUUAA